AAACGUUGCCUUCUCUCCUCUCUCUCUCUCUCUCUGUCUCCCCUUCCCUCCACAGGCGCCGACUCCGGCGCUCCUCCGCCACCGUUUCCUCAUCGGCGCUGUGGAGGGGUUUUCUCUCACGCCGUGGCUCCGCUUUCUGUUAUUAUGCCCAUUCAAGCAUCGCUCCGGUGCUUGAAUUACAGGGCACCAAGAUCAACUCUGCGUUCUGAGAAUCUCAACCCGACGAGAAGAAAAAAGAUAACAAAAGGCUGCGUGCUCUUGAUGCUUCUUGUAUAUGGCAGAUUUACCGUAUCCUGAGGAUAGCUGCAUCAGAUUUUGGGAGGAUUCAUCCUUGGAUUUCAGUUACUGUUUAGAGGGAGAGUUCUCAGACAUAUCGGAACCUUCGACGCACUUAGCGCCGAGUCUUCCUCUUCCAAGUUCAUUUGAGGAAGUUGGUUCUCCUAUGCUUGAACUUGACGAACCAGUACUGCAUAAAUCUGACGAAGCAAUUCCAAUUGAAUGCUUCUACAAUGUUUAUGAUGGGAUUUUGGAUAACUCGGGAACUCCUGAUGUAGUGGUUAAUUCAGAAGCAAAUAAUGUUGAAGAUAAUGAUUCAUAUUUGGAUUGGGAUGAGAAUUCAUUAGCCAUUCUCCCGGAACCAACUUGGCCUCCCGUGGAUCAGUCAAGCUGUUCAUUUUGCCAGUUGAUGAGAGAGAUCAUUCACGCUGAUGGGUCUUGCAUCACGAAGCUUGAGGUCCAUGGAAGAGACGGAAAUGUUUGCCAUGCUGUUCUUCUUGUUCAGCACAGCAUUGAUGGACUGGAGCCAGCCAUACAGCGAGAAGUUAUACCGUUUGAUGUACAGGACAUUGAGAGCGUGAAAGAGUUCUUGCUAGCUUACUGCCGAUUAAGAAGGCAGGAGGGUUUCAUUGUCUUGCAUGACUCGCUUUCUGCCUUCUACGAAGCAAUAUGUGCAGGAAUGAAUGAACCUGAAGAGCCAUGUCCAGUUUCUGUUAGCCAGUAUCAGGGAACGGAUCUAGACUCAACUCCACGGGCAAAUGACUUCACAUUAACUACUAUGCUUGAAGACUCUUUACCACAACUAGUAGCAAGUACGAGUCCAGGAAGGCCUCCAAAGAGUGGCAUCGCAGCACAGAGAGAAAGGACUGGAAGACUGCAAAUUUCGGACUUGGUUAACUACUUCCAUCUCCCCAUAACAGUUGCUGCAAAGCACUUGGCUAUAUGUCCUACAGUCCUGAAGAAGGUAUGCCGCAGAAAUGGAAUGCGUCGAUGGCCUCACAGGAAGAUCAAAAGCAUAGAUCGAAAUCUUUUGAAUUUAGAAAGAAGCUUGGCAGAAGCAAGCAGGGAAGACAUGGAAUCGAUUACCGCAGAGAUAGAGAAACUGAGAAAGGAAAGAGCACGAAUUUGUGCCGGCAACGCAGCUCCCACAUAAUGCUGGAACUGAACGCUACACAGCUCAAGGAAAUAAAUCGGGGGCCAAAGCCCAAUUUGAUGCAAUUCAUAUUUUAUUUAUUAAUUAAUAAAAUGUUGAUUC
This is a messenger RNA of Nymphaea colorata (pocket water lily), 1531 nucleotides long. RefSeq lists its product as uncharacterized. Lineage: Eukaryota; Viridiplantae; Streptophyta; Magnoliopsida; Nymphaeales; Nymphaeaceae. Gene Ontology annotation, molecular function: DNA-binding transcription factor activity. The coding region runs from base 275 to 1429 and encodes 384 amino acids. The record is from RefSeq and is a predicted model, not a curated record. The transcript is spliced from 7 exons.